Molecule: messenger RNA, 3071 nt
Organism: Ipomoea triloba (trilobed morning glory)
Lineage: Eukaryota; Viridiplantae; Streptophyta; Magnoliopsida; Solanales; Convolvulaceae
Exons: 8
Coding region: 111-1040 (309 amino acids)
Source: RefSeq, a predicted model, not a curated record
UUGCAAAAGUACCAUACCCCAAACCCAAACACAUCAUUAAUUAAAAACUCUUGGCUCUCAGUGUUUGGGCUUCUAAGAUUUUUCCCAAUUUCUUUCAAGCAAAGCGAGUAAUGGGGGACCAGCCUAGCAGAGCUCUGGUGCUUUACGGUGACAGAUUGGCGCGAUUCCUUAGUCCAUCUCAUACCCAUCUCCAUUCUCUCGCUUCUCGGGCCUGCUGCGGCUUCUUGUCUCUCCCUCACUCUCCUCCUUCAGAAAAUGAGGAUGGAAGAAUAGUGAGAGAGUUUGCAGAGCUACUUGAUGCGAGUGAAGCUUAUAAUGAAAUGAAUAAACAAGAUCUUUCUGAAGCAAAAUGUCAAGAAAAGUUUGUAACACCCACUGUAUCGCAGAGGUUUAUGGGGAUGAAAGCUGCAAUUGUCACUGAUAAUUCGAUCUUGAACGGUUUUUGUAGUCACCUUGGCUUCACCGUGUUGCAGCUGGAAGAUUUAGUUCAUAGCAGCUUUGAUGUGGCCAAGUUGGCCUCUGAGUUGCUAAAAUUACUAGGGUUUCAAGAGGGAAAGGUUUUGGAGACAAGCCAAUUUGAUUUAGUAAUUGUUCAUGUUGGUAGUAGCAAAAAGAGUACUCUUGAAGACAUAGAGCAUGUCAAUGGUUUGGUUGGUGAGUUAAUAAACACGUCACAACCUAGGACUGGAGUUGGUUCUCAGCUGCACCUCUCUGUCUUAUUGAGCUUCGGGGCUAUUAUAGAAAAUGAAAAUUCCAAUUUUUCUGUUGCUGACGGUAGACAUGAGAAUAGUCUUGAGCUUUGUAGACUCUUUCCUCGCCAAAGUUAUACAUUAAAAGGAGGAAAACCUCGAGAGAAUGUUAGAAAACAUUGCCCAAUGUUAGUUGCUCAAUGGCAAGAUGCUGUAACUCGCAAAGAUAGGGUAGAAUCAUAUUCUUUUGAAGAUUUUAAAGAGCAUGGCGGGAAUCUUGUAAUUCCAACCGACAGAUACUUGCAUGAAAUAGCGUUUAAGCUUUGGAAAGCUCCAAAAUAUGGAGCAUGAAGUAUUUCUACUUGGAGAUCCUAUUUGGCUUAGUCAACUAUAAGAUCAGCAUUUGAAUUUGAAUCUUAUGUUUUUGCAAGAUAAUAUAUGUUUUGAUAUUUGUUUUAUACAAGUAUUGCAAUAAGAAUUAGAAUAUACAUCUCCCCUACACUUAUAUUUGGGAGUUGCCAAUUGCCCCUGAAAAAUGGCACCCCUAUUUAGCCAUUGAUCCGAAUCUCCUUCUGCUGCCAUAACCUCACGCGACUGAAGCUGCACGGCUGCCGCGACGUCACCGAUGUUGGGAUCGGCGUUCGCCCAGAACUGUAAGAGCUUGAAAAAGUUCUCAUGUGGGACUUACAUGUUCGGAGCAAAGAUGGAAUAAUAAUGAGAUUAUUAGAGUAAAUUGCACUUUUGGUCCUCUGACUAUAGCACCUCUAUUAAUUUCAACACUUGACUUUUAAAAGUAACGAAUUGAUCCUUUGACUAUGCUUUUUUUAACGGAUUUGGUCCUCCCGGCCAAAUCACCUGCCAAAUCAGGCCGGAAAAACUUAACCCAUUUCUAAUUACAAAAUAGUGAGGGCAUAAAGGUCAUUUUACAAGGUCUUCUUCCUCUUACUUGCACUUGCUCGCCGGGAAACCUUGAAAUUAAGAGCAACCAUCGCCGUUGGAGGAAUGUUCAUUUUACUACGUCAGCUCUAGCUACGGAUAUGGAGGAAUCGAUGAACGAUUUCCGGGAACUGAGUUGGCUGGCCCAUCACACAACUCUCUCUCUCGGGAUGGAGGAAUAUUACAUAUUUGAAAACAUAUGAAUGGACAUUCCCAUCACACAGCUCUAGCUACGGAAAUGGAGGAAUUUAAAUUCUUAGCUAGAGAAAUAUCAAACCUUUGCAUUUGAUGGGUUUCCCUAUAGUGUCUGAUGCAGAUUUGGACUCCAUCACACAACUCUCUCUCUCUCUCUCGGGAUGGAGGCGCUUUGCAAGGAAAAGUUAAUUGCCAUUUAUGCUUUUCUCCAGCUGGGUCAGAUCAGGAAGGAGAGCCGGAGGCGGCGGCAUUUUCGACGGUUUUGGUUCAGAUCUCCGAUUUUCUUCUCCGAUUUUGGUUCAGUUCUCCGGUAAGAUGAUUGGGGUUGGCUGUGGCAGCCGCGGUGGCGACAUUUCCAGCGACCUAAUGGGGAAGAAGAGCAUAGGCAGGAGAAAAGACCAAAAUGCCCUCAUUUUAAAACUAAUUAAAAUGAAUUAUAACUUUCCGGCUGUGAUUUGGCCGGAGGACCAAAUGUGUUAAAAAUUGCAUAGUUACAGGAUUAAAAUGUUAGUUUUUAAAGUCGAGUGUUGCAAUUAACACAGGUCCUAUAGUCAUAGGACCAAAAGUGCAAUUUACUCGAGAUUAUUAUUACAGUCAUCUACUCACAGAUCAUGGAUGAUGAGUAUGAGAAACUCAUAAGAAGAAUGAGUCCACCAAGGUGGAUAGUGCUAACAAACAAGGAUUAUAUUUGUUCUAAUGGAGGAUGGUAAGGGCAUUUUGUUUUCCUUCAGCUUUCUUGUUGGAAUGUUUCUUCACUGUCGAAAAAAAAAAAAACAAACGAGUUGACACGUUCUUGGGUUAAAUUUUUGAGUUGUUCCUCGUUCCAUGUCUUUUUGGUAGUCUUCAAUGUCACAGAUCAAGAGGGAAACAAGAUAACAGAUGAAGCAAUGUUGGAUUAUAUUAUGAAGGUGAGUUGUUUCUUUGUAUAAAAAUCUGGGGUCACUAUUCGAAGGUGUACACGGGAUAAAUCUUACCUUGUAACCCUAGCUAACAAAAGACUAUAACGAGGUGAAUGAGCUUUGGGCUUCUACCAGAAUUAAACUUAUAAUCUUGUGAUUACUAAGACAAUAGUCUGACUAAGUUGGUUGAGAUUAUUCGCAAUGCAUUAGGUUUGUAGUUUACCAUGCUUGAUGAAGUGAGAUUCGUGACAAUUUGUUAUUAAUUAUUGUAUUACUGUUGGUUACAAACCAUCAGGUUAAGCGAUCGUAUCAAACAUUAUUAUGUGGCUUUUCAUGGCAAUCUUAAGAGGCA